This is a messenger RNA of Daucus carota subsp. sativus, 1658 nucleotides long. RefSeq lists its product as uncharacterized. Lineage: Eukaryota; Viridiplantae; Streptophyta; Magnoliopsida; Apiales; Apiaceae. The record is from RefSeq and is a predicted model, not a curated record. The transcript is spliced from 2 exons. The coding region runs from base 27 to 1586 and encodes 519 amino acids. Gene Ontology annotation, molecular function: protein dimerization activity.
AUAUUGGAGACAGUUUUUUCUCACUUAUGGUUGAUGAGUCUCGGGACAUAUCUUUAAAAGAACAAAUGGCGAUUGUCUUGAGGUAUGUAAAUAAGCACGGUGAGGUGAUUGAAAGAUUUAUUUCAGUGGAACAUGUAACUGAUACAUCAUCCCAAUCAUUAAAAAAUGCCAUUGAUAUGCUAUUCUCUAGACAUGGAUUAUCACUAUCUAAAUUACGAGGCCAAGGUUAUGAUGGGGCUUCAAACAUGAGUGGUAAAUUUAAUGGUCUUAAAGCAUUAAUAUUGAAAGAAAACCCUUCAGCAUAUUAUGGCCACUGUUUUGCACAUCAAUUGCAAUUAGUAGUUGUUGCUGUGGCUAAAUGUUCUCCUGCAGUUAGUGAUUUUUUUGAUCAUCUUUGUCGUAUUUUGAAUUUGGUUGGUGCUUCUUGUAAGAGAAAGGAUAUGCUUCGACAAAAACAACAUGAACUUAUAUUGAAACGUUUAGAAAGUGGUGAGAUCCUUUCUGGAAAAGGGAAGAAUCAAGAAACUUCUUUAACUCGGCCAGGAGAUACACGGUGGGGUUCACAUCAUAGAACAAUACUUCGUCUUUUUUUGAUGUGGCCAUCGGUAGUUGAAGUGCUUGGGGACAUACAUCAAGAUGCUACCAAUCAAGAUUUAAAAGGUAUUGCAGAAGGCUUACUUGAAAAAAUGGAGACAUUUAAAUUCGUCUUUAUGUUGCAUUUGAUGAAAGUUAUCUUGGCAAUUACUAAUGAUUUGUCAGAAGCUUUACAACAAAGAACUCAUAAUAUUAUAAAUGCUAUGACAAUGGUUCGAAGUAUGAAGAAUAAAUUGCAGCUAUUAAGGGAGGAAGAAUGGGAGACAUUCUUAGAAGAUGUGAAGAAAUUUUGUGAUGAUAAUUUCAUUGAAGUACCCAAUAUGGAAGACAUAUUGCCUAUCCGAGGUCGCUCAAGGCGUGAGGGACAAGCUGUUACUUACUUCCAUAUAUAUCGUGUUGAGAUCUUUUGCGGGGUUAUUGAUCUUAUUUCCCAAGAGAUGGAUAACCGUUUCACAGAAGGAAACACAGAGCUACUACUUUGCAUUGGCUCAUUGGAUCCUAGGAAUUCAUUUUCAAGUUUCGAUAAGUCAAAACUUGUCCGUCUUGCACAAUUCUAUCCAGAAGAUUUCUCUUUACUAGAUCUUGAGCUGUUGCCAAAUCAGUUGAAUAAUUUUAUCUAUGAUGUGAGAAUGGAUAAAGAUUUAUCUGGACUUCAAAGUAUAGGAGAUCUUUCUGUCAUGAUGGUGAAGACACACAGACACACUGCUUAUCCUUUAGUUUAUCUUCUGGUUGAGUUAGCUCUGGUUCUACCUGUUGCCACUGCUACUGUUGAGAGAGUUUUUUCUGCUAUGAAAACGAUCAAGACUUAUCAGCGUAAUAGGAUGGGAGAUGCGUGGCUGAAUGAUAGUAUGAUGAUAUAUAUUGAGAAAGCUAUUUUUGCAAGUGUGGAUAACGAAGCUAUUCUACAACACUAUCAAAAUAUGCAAAAUCGCAGGAUCCAACUAUCAUCCAUCACUUCUUCAGAAAAGAAUAGUACAACUAUUGGAAAUUAAAGGUUAGUUGCAUUUUCUUUUAUUAUUGUAAGGUUUUUCAUAUUAUGGAUAUUCUAUAGUUAAAUAUUUGAG